GUCUUUAAAGUGAACGCAAGCGAGCAGUACAAAAAUUUGCUGCUGAAAAAAGUCUAGAAAAAAGCAAAAGAAAUAAAAAAAAAAAAAACCAGUAUUCGAUUAAUCAAUGGUCUGAUAUUAGUAAUUUAAAUAGUUUUCAUUAAAAAGAAGAAAAAAAAAAAGGAAAAAUGGCGGUAAUUAAAUAUCUCAUACUGUAUAUGGCCAUAGGUUCUUCCGUUGCACAAAAAUCCAGUAUUCGUAAAGGUGCUGGUUAUCCCACUGCUCAACGACAUUUGCCGAAACGUCCCACUGAACCUCCGGAGCAUGAAGAUUACAUACCAAAUGAGAAAUGCCCUCUAUCGGAUGGUUUCUUCCCCGAUGAAGAACAAUGUGAUAAAUAUUAUCAUUGCGUUGAUGGCGUCCAUACGGAAAAGUUAUGUGCCGACGGUAUGGUAUUCAAUGAUUAUGACUCGAACGAGGAAAAAUGUGAUUUACCCUACAAUAUUGAUUGCACAAAGAGACACAAAUUGCAACCUCCACAACCUAGCGAACACUGCCCGCGUAAAAAUGGAUACUUUGGUCAUGAGAAAGCUGGCACUUGUGAUAAAUUCUAUUAUUGCGUUGAUGGGCAAUUCAAUAUGAUCACCUGUCCAGUUGGCUUAGUUUUCAAUCCUAAAACUGGAAUUUGUACAUGGCCCGAUGAAGUGGGUGUUACCGGUUGCAAGUCUGAGGAUAUAUUUGAAUUUGAAUGCCCUAAAGUGAACGAGACUGUGGCGGUCACUCAUCCGCGCUAUGCUGAUCCGGAAGACUGCCAAUUCUUCUACGUAUGCGUUAAUGGAGACAUACCCCGCAGGAAUGGCUGCAAAUUGGGUCAAGUCUUUGAUGAUGAGAAAAAGCUAUGUGAAUGGGCUCGUAAUGUGCCAGAUUGUGCGGAUUGGUAUAAGGACCGUCUGACUGAUGCUCAAUUAGAGGAAUUGGAAAAUCCGAAGCCGAAGCAAGAAAAAAAACCUCAACGUAUUCGUGGGGCAUCAAAACGUAAACAUGUUCGUGUAAAUACUCAAGAAGAGGAGGAAUAGGGGAAAAAGUAGCUUUAAUUAGGUGAAAAAUUAAAAGAGAAGACUGUAUCUGUAAGUUUUGGUGGAGUAUCAAGAAAAUUUUAGAAAUAUUUUACUUACAAUCACUGCAAUGUUACGGCAUUAAAAUUUUUAUAAAUCAA
Molecule: messenger RNA, 1195 nt
Organism: Glossina fuscipes
Lineage: Eukaryota; Metazoa; Arthropoda; Insecta; Diptera; Glossinidae
Product: protein obstructor-E
Exons: 6
Coding region: 168-1055 (295 amino acids)
Cellular component (GO): extracellular region
Molecular function (GO): chitin binding
Source: RefSeq, a predicted model, not a curated record